AUGGUGACAAAAAAUAAUCAAGAUAAAAAAAGGAAUUUCAAAAUUUUGUUUGAAAGAAGAAUUAUAUUAUCACAUGAAAGUGAAAAAAGUAUAGAUAAAUCAAUAUAUGCUUUUUAUGGAAUAUGUUUAAUAAGUUUAUCUAUUUCUGCAUUUAUAUUUUCAUCUAUGUUUUUUUUUUUUAAAAUGCAUCCCUAUGCUUUAUAUUACUAUAUUGUGAAUGUUAGCUCAAUAUCUAUUUAUAUUUUAUAUAAAUAUUUUAAAUGGAUAUCUUUAGAACUUUUUAAAUAUUCAUAA
Molecule: messenger RNA, 294 nt
Organism: Plasmodium relictum
Lineage: Eukaryota; Apicomplexa; Aconoidasida; Haemosporida; Plasmodiidae
Product: conserved Plasmodium protein, unknown function
Exons: 1
Coding region: 1-294 (97 amino acids)
Source: RefSeq, a predicted model, not a curated record